Messenger RNA from Cygnus atratus (black swan), 2470 nucleotides. RefSeq names its product diacylglycerol O-acyltransferase 2 (gene DGAT2). Gene Ontology annotation, cellular component: endoplasmic reticulum membrane. Bases 125 to 1201 code for a protein of 358 amino acids. Gene Ontology annotation, molecular function: diacylglycerol O-acyltransferase activity. Lineage: Eukaryota; Metazoa; Chordata; Aves; Anseriformes; Anatidae. The transcript is spliced from 8 exons. Gene Ontology annotation, biological process: triglyceride biosynthetic process. The record is from RefSeq and is a predicted model, not a curated record.
AUAUAGGGAUGCGCUCCCGGCGCCUUCCCCACGCCCCGGCGGCACCAGGCUCCCCAAAAAAUCGCUUCUAGCCCCCUCUGCCUCCAUCCCAUGGGCUCGGCGAGCACCUGAGCCCGGCUCCGCGAUGAAGACCAUCAUCGCCGCCUACUCGGGGGUGCUGAGAGGUACAGGGUCAAGCAUUCUUUCUGCUCUGCAGGAUUUGUUCUGGCUAUCCAAAUCCAAAGUAGAGAAACAACUGCAGAUCAUCUCCGUGCUGCAAUGGGUCCUCACGUUCCUUAUCAUGGGUAUUGCUUGCACUUUAAUCCUCAUGUACAUACUGUGCACAGAUUGCUGGGUGAUCGCUGCUCUAUAUUUAGCCUGGCUGGUGUUUGACUGGAACACGCCAAAGAAAGGUGGAAGAAGAUCCCAAUGGGUGAGAAACUGGGCUAUAUGGAGGUACUUCAGGGAUUAUUUUCCAAUAAGGCUGGUUAAAACCCACAAUCUGCUGACCACCAGGAAUUACAUUUUUGGGUACCAUCCACAUGGCAUCAUGGGCUUGGGUGCCUUCUGCAACUUCAGCACAGAGGCCACGGGCGUCAGCCAGAAAUUCCCCGGGAUCCGACCGUACCUUGCUACCCUGGCUGGGAACUUCAGGAUGCCCAUUUUGAGGGACUACUUAAUGUCUGGAGGUAUAUGUCCCGUGAACCGUGACAGCAUAGACUACAUCUUAUCCAAGAACGGCAGCGGCAAUGCCAUCAUCAUCGUGGUGGGGGGAGCGGCGGAGUCCCUGAACUGCACCCCGGGGAAGAACUCCGUGACGCUGAAAAACCGGAAAGGAUUUGUGAAACUGGCUCUACGGCAUGGUGCGGACCUGGUUCCUGUCUACUCCUUCGGAGAGAAUGAAGUGUACAAGCAAGUGAUCUUCGAGGAGGGUUCCUGGGGAAGAUGGGUUCAGAAGAAGUUUCAGAAGCACAUUGGCUUUGCUCCGUGCAUCUUUCAUGGCCGUGGCCUCUUCUCCUCCAACACGUGGGGCUUGUUACCGUACUCCAAGCCCAUCACCACUGUCGUUGGCGAGCCCAUCACCAUCCCCAAAAUUGAUAAUCCAUCCCAGAAGGAAGUGGACUUCUACCACAGCAUGUACGUGGACUCCCUGAUCAAACUCUUUGACAAGUAUAAGAGCAAAUUUGGUCUGCCAGAGACUGACAUCUUGGAAGUCAACUGAAGGGACUGGCUCAGCAGCAGUACCUCCUUCUCUCAGAUUCAGCCCAUCUUCUCCAGGAGUCCAAACUGUCAUCAUGCAUUUGAUGAAAGCAUGUGUGGGUGUAUGUGUCUUCUUAAAGAAAGUGUUUAAAGUAUUGCUAGACCACUUGCAAAAAUAAUUAUUUUUUUUUAAAAAAAGUAUUUACUUAAGAUAAAUCCCAUUACAAACAUCUUUCUGUCUGAAAGAGCACAACUCCCCAUUGCUGUGAGGAUUUGGAUGGGGGAAAUGAUUGCCUUUGUAAUCUGCUCUAUAAUGCUGUUGGAUUGCCAGUGGUGGAUUAGAAGCAUUCCUACAUCUACUGCGUAAGCUAUUUUGGGAUGGCAGCAUCCAGCUGGUUCUCAACCAGAAAGUAGCAGGCUGAUUUGACCAGGAGAGCAGUAUUGCAGGCACGUUGCACAAGAGCUGUGCUGAGACAUGCUUUACCUAGCACAAGGGCUUCUCUGCUUUGGAAAAGCCCCUUCUGAAAGCACCAGCAGGCUGCCAAAACCCAGGCAGGGCACCUACCCUGUGUGGUGCAGGGAACCAAAGGAUGUGUGAGUCUAGAAGACCUCGAUCCAUACAGCGUACCGGAUACUUUGGUGGCUGUAACUUCACUUCUUGUGUCUGGAAAGUCACUUUAGAAGCAGGUCUGUCCCAGGUGCUACUUGCACAGUGGUAGCAGGAAAGACAGGACUCCUUCAUAGCCACGAAGCUCCGAGGACAAGUUCUAGGAGCAGUGGGAUGGUGCAAUGGUGUGGCCCCAGUGUUGCAGACCCUUAGGGUAAGCCAGUAGGGGUAAAUGCAGCGGGACUGUUCGUGUUUUGGAUCCCAAAAAAAAAGCAUUUGGGGAAAGCUUAGGAGUAACUUCUGCCCAAAGAUGGCUUUUAAAUAUUCUGUCCAGUGAAUGUGAAGGAGUAGCCUUCUCACGCAUAGGAUCUGGUGAGCGACUUUUAAAAGUGUUUAUAAAAUGUUUACGUGGCUGCUAACAGUGCUUGUAGUGAGAUUUCUUCAGAGUACAGUGUGUUUGUGUAAACCUGAAACAUUGCACUACUUGCAUGUCUGACCUGCCUUUGCAAACGUUCGGUGAGUGUAUUUUGAGCUCUAAAAUGUGCCUUUCUUCCAUGCAAGAGGACGGUACUUCACAUUCCUGGAAUCUUGCCUCUGACGACAAACGUCCAUCUGUCAUAUUUGAUAGACUGUUGUAUUACAGAGUACCGAUUUUUGUACAAAUUUCUAGAAAUAAAACUUGAG